Messenger RNA from Columba livia (rock pigeon), 4470 nucleotides. RefSeq names its product claudin 12 (gene CLDN12). Gene Ontology annotation, cellular component: plasma membrane. NCBI's taxonomy places the organism in Eukaryota, Metazoa, Chordata, Aves, Columbiformes, Columbidae. The transcript has 6 exons. Bases 506 to 1243 code for a protein of 245 amino acids. The record is from RefSeq and is a predicted model, not a curated record.
GCGGGGUGUGGCUGCGGGCAGUGCGGCGGCGCGGGGCUGCGGUCCCACAACCCCCCGCGCCUCCCGCGGCCCAGAGGAGCAGGCGGCGGCGAUGGGGCCUGGGGGGUGCGCCCCGGCGGUCUGACGGGACAGGGAGCGGGCUCUGGAGAACAGAGGUGCUUCUCAGGCUCUGAUCUUCUCAAGGCCACGCGAGGGAACAGAGAUGGCUUUGCUCAUCGCUGAGCUGUUUCUCUACUGGUGGUCACAGGUUUUCAUUGUUUAAUGGGAGUGACACUUGGGCUGGACACAGCUCCCUUUCUGACAGAUCCAGUAACACCUUUUUCCUGCUUCUAACAGUUGCCAAAGUUUCUCUUGAUUUGAACACACCACCGGAAUGGCCAGCAAAAUCAAGGUAUGCAGGGUGGCCUGAACACACCUGACAAUUGUAGGAUCAACUAGAGACUAAAGUCUUCUCUCCAUGUAACUGGUACAGAAGAGUUGCAGGAAACAACUUCCGUGGGCAAGAAUGGGCUGCCGGGAUGUACAUGCAGCAACAGUACUGGCCUUCCUCAGCGGAACAGCCUCCAUAGCUGGACUCCUUGCAGCAGUUCUGCUCCCAAACUGGAGGCAAAUGAGACUGUACACGUACAACAAGAAUGAGAGGAAUGUAACCGUUUACACUGGACUCUGGAUUAAGUGUGCUCGCUUUGAUGGGAGCAGAGACUGUGUGAUAUAUGACCCACAGUGGUACACUGCUGUCGAUCAACUGGAUUUGCGCGUGCUUCAGUUUGCCCUUCCACUGAGUAUGUUCACUGCUGCCUCAGCUCUGUUUCUCUGCCUGAUUGGCAUGUGUAACACAGCCUUUGUAUCCACCGUGCCAAACGUCAAAUUGGCCAAAUGCCUUGUAAACAGUGCCGGCUGCCAUCUCGUGGCGGGUCUCUUGUUCCUGCUUGCUUGUGCCAUUUGUCUCACUCCAUCCAUCUGGGUCAUUUUUUAUAACAAUUAUCUUAACAGAAAAUACGAGCCUGUCUUUAGCUUUGACAUCUCUGUAUUUAUUGCCAUUGCCAGCGCUGGCGGUCUGUUUUUCACUUCAGUUCUCCUGUUUCUGUGGUACUGCGCAUGUAAAAGCCUCCCUUCCCCUUUUUGGCAGCCCCUCUAUUCCCAUGUCCCCAGCAUGCACAGCUAUGCCUCUCAGCCAUAUUCUGCACGCUCACGCCACUCUGGCAUAGAAAUCGACAUUCCUGUUGUGACACAUGCAUCUUAAGACGCAGUCUUGGAAGCCAAGUUGUUUUGCUUAUUCAAACUGUGAAAAUUGCAGGCUUGAUUCUCUCUGCUGCCUUGCACUGAGCAUAAUCCUUUGUAAGGUGAAGUUUCCAAAGGUGCAAAGCAAUGGAGACCUGAGUGCAGCAAGUCCAUUGCUGUUCUCUUGUGUUACUUCCUGACCAGCUUCUUUUUUCUUUUUUAACUCUGAGCUCACUACAGACAAACUUGCUGCUAAUGCUGGGACAGUGCACUAACAAUAGUAUCCGUUCAUCCUCUGCUUAGUGAGAUCAAAGCGGGUUGCUAUUUGAUAAGCUGCUAUUAGAUUCUGAUCCUGUUGUAGGAGCUACACAGGUUGACCUUUGCACCCACAUGUUACACAAAUGCAGACAGUGGAACUGGGUGCAGGAGGUUCACUGAGUUUCUUGUUCAUCUAGACACACAUUUUAAGAUGUGAUGUCUGAAAAGGAUAUUUGGCAGGCUAAUUCAGUUCUGUAGCACUGGUCUUUGUUUUCCAUUGCACACACAAAAAGCUACCCGAUUAUGAACUUGUGUAAUAGAAUUAGUGGCAAAUUACCUUUUAUUUUCAAAGUAGCUAUCAGAAGAGAUAAAACUGAUUUAACUAAUAAUGUUCUUCUGUACUGUAGUAGCACUUCGUGAAUUACUAGAGGCUAGAAACUUUUUAGUGGAUUUUGCUUCUAGCCUUUUUUAAUAAGUUAGCAAAUUCACUACAUCUUUUUUAUUCAUUAAAACAAAACCCACUUGUAUUUUAAAAUUCUUUUUAGCAGCUUGAAUAUUGUAUUUGAAGGCCAUCUUAAAGAUGGAUUUUAAAGUAGGCUUUAAAAGUGUUAUUCAAUUCUGGAGAGAAAUGUUACUCACUGCAAAAUGGAUUAAGAAAACCAUGAAUUCUGAAGGCUAUGAAAGAUUCUUCUGGAACGCUGUACACAAGCUAAAACAACAUCUCUCUAGGAAGGGGAUUAUAACCCUGGGGAGAGAUUUUUUUAAAUCUAGUUGUUGUUUUUUUUUAAAUGUAUAUACAAGUGAGCCUGUGUAUUUUUCAGGGUUGAUCUUUGUGGUUGUUGGACUUUUCAUGCUGUAGCUUAUUUAAUUACUGAUUAAGACUUAAACUUUUCAGCCUUGUUCUUCAACACCUUUUAAGUUGAGCCAUUUUAAAAUCCAGUUAUUUCUUUCGCUUCCACCCCACAACUGGAAAAAGUUUUCCAUUCCUAUUUCCUGUAAGGUAAAGUUUUGAAUAAUUUGUGAGCUUCAGCUUGUUGCUUUACAAGGAUGAGGAGGGAUUACAAAUUCCCAACCUGGGAUGUCUUUGAAACAUUUUUUUUCCUUCUAAAAUGCAGAGCAGCUCAGCCCUAAGGAUCAAAGCUUUUAAAUGUGGGCAUUGAAAUUACUUGGAAGUUUAAUGACAGGGAGUUGAACAGUGUUAUAAUUAAGGCAAGUAUUUGAUUUGCUCAGAUUUUUGGCAAAUUGAGAUCUUGUGUUUAGGAUGUCAUUCCAGUAAGGAAAGCUAAUUUUGAUUGGUGGCAUUCUGGAGCUUUGUAUUUCAUUAAUCCCAGAACAAAAUUGCUUUUCUGAAAAAAAAAAAAAAUCAAAUAGAGUUCUUUAAUUCCAGUCCUGCAAAUUCAUCUGACGUCCUGAAAAUCAGUUUGUUUCCUUCUCCAUGCAUUAGAAACAGAACAAAUGCUGUGCUGGGCAAAUCUUGUUCUGUUAAUAUACUGUUAUCACGCAGAGUGUAAGAGGCAUCAUUUUGUCUUUACUGGUAGGACAUCAGUGAACUGAGGAGGCUGAUCUCUGUCAUAAAUUCCCAGCAUAGUCAGUAAAAUGACAGGCCUUUCAGGCGGCGUGCUUGAUUAAAUGGCAGUCUAAGGAAUGAACGCUGUAGAUGACAAAGAAUACUUAAGGAGAUGAGUCUCCAAAGUUACAUUAAUUUAAUACCCUUUUCAGUUUACAAGGUAUGAUGUUAGAUGAAGUAUCUCUUUUGUUUUAAUCAAAUAAUGACUUGUAUGGGAUUGGAACAUGAAGCCUGCUUUUUUUUUCCUUAAAAAUUGAACGUUGCUUUACAGUUACUCUGGUUGUCCAGCCUUAGACCCAGUUGCUGUUUCAACUGCCCGUGUCCUCAAAUGCUUUGUCAGGUCAAAGCAAAGGGACCGCUGGUUUGUAAUUUCACGUCAGCUUGCUUCCUUAUCACUCCCAGUGUCUUUUCUUCUUUGUGCCUUGCUUAAGUUAUGAGUUGGCCAGUAAAUGUUAGUUUACAGUCGGUGUCUGGUAUGCUUUUUGAGCCUGUAUUUACAAAGCAUUUUGAUAAUUUUGAAGGGGUGAUGAAUACAUCUCUCAAUUACUUUAAAAGGAGCUGAUUCUUCAACAUCUCCAGAGCAAGAAAGGCAGCCUGGCAAACUGAUGUUUUCUACAGAGAGUAAAUGCAGACAGUGUUUUGUUCUGUAUGCUUUAAAUAACAGAUGUCUCCAACAGCUCUUUUGUAUUCUGACUUUGAUUUUUACGCACUAGACUUUCAAUCAGUAUUUGCUGCCUUCUAAUCUGAUAACUUGUUGCUUUUUAAAUUGUGUCUUUUCAAAAGUCUGAAAUGGAUCUGAGUUAUGAAAAAUGGGGAUCCAAAAGUUAGUGGAUGCCAGUGUAGGUUUCAGUUAAGGUCAUCUUUAUCAAAGAGACUGUGUCAUAUUGCAUCACCAAAGCACAGCUGGCUUUCUUUCAGCAGUGCUGUUAAUGUGAGUUUCUGCUGGAUCCUAAGUGAAAUUAACUGGAAGUGCUGCGUUGUUAUUUCUCCUCCUUUACAGAAGAGGUGGCCAACCUGUAACACUUGGACUGAGUGCCACUCCAGCACGUUUGUCUUGCUAAGGUCACCAUCGUGCCCAGCGGCAGGGCUGGGGGGGGACAGGCCUCUCUGCAUUUGGGGAGAAGAUACGUGUGUCCUGCAUGUAUCUGCUGAGGUGCAGCUGCUGUGAAGCGGUUGCCAUGUCUGCCUCUGACCGGCUGCUCCUGCCUUGGCACUUUGCUGUGUGUGGGACGGUGCUCUGGGUCUUCAACACAGGGAGAUUUUAAUUUGUGGCUCAUGCAGUUAAAGGUUGGGUGCUUGGGGUUACAGGAACCUGUAUUUUUUUCCAAGCAAUUCCUGUCCAGCUUCUUAAGUUGUGUUUAAUUACAGUGGUUCUUUUUAUGUGCAACACAAGAUAUGUAUUUUUAAUAAAACCUUCUCAUAGA